Odocoileus virginianus texanus is the source of this 1420-nucleotide messenger RNA. It is a transcript of the gene FAM181B, whose product is annotated as family with sequence similarity 181 member B. The record is from RefSeq and is a predicted model, not a curated record. Lineage: Eukaryota; Metazoa; Chordata; Mammalia; Artiodactyla; Cervidae.
AUGGCAGUCCAGGCGGCGCUCCUCAGCACGCACCCCUUCGUCCCCUUCGGCUUCGGGGGCUCCCCGGACGGGCUGGGAGGCGCCUUCGGAGCCCUGGACAAGGGCUGCUGUUUCGAGGAUGAGGAGACCGGGACGCCGGCGGGCGCGCUGCUGGCGGGCGCCGAGAGCGGGGACGCGCGCGAGGCCACCCGCGACCUGCUCAGCUUCAUCGACUCCGCGUCUAGCAACAUCAAGCUGGCCCUGGACAAGCCCGGCAAGUCGAAGCGGAAGGUGAACCACCGCAAGUACCUGCAGAAGCAGAUCAAGCGCUGCAGUGGCCUCAACGCCAGGAAGGUCCCGCUGCGGGCCCGCAACCUGCCGCCAUCCUUCUUCACCGAGCCGUCCCGGCCGGGCGGCGGCGGCGGGUGCGGCCCGUCGGGGCCCGGCGUGAGCCUGGGCGACUUGGAGAAGGGCUCAGAGGCCGCCGAGUUCUUCGAGCUUCUGGGGCCCGACUACGGCGCGGGCACCGAAGCUGGUGCCUUACUUGCCGCGGAGCCUCUCGAUGUGUUCCCCGCCGGGGCCGCCGUCCUGCGGGGACCUCCGGAGCUGGAGCCCGGCCUGUUUGAGCCCCAGCCCGCGAUGGUGGGGAGCCUACUGUACCCCGAGCCCUGGAGCGCCCCGGGCGGCCCCGCGACCAAGAAGCCGCCCCUGCCCGCGCCCCGCGGUGGCUUGACCUUGAACGAGCCUUUGCGCUCCGUGUACCCCGCCGCCGCGGACUCUCCGGGCGGGGACGAUGGGCCCGGCCUCUUGGCCUCGUUCGCCCCCUUCUUCUCAGACUGCGCUCUGCCCCCGGCGCCGCCGCCGCCGCCCCAACAGGUGUCCUACGACUACAGCGCGGGCUACAGCCGCUCGGCGUUCGCCGGCCUUUGGAGGCCCGACGGGGCUUGGGAAGGGGCGCCCGGGGAGGAGGGGGCGCCCCGGGAUUGACUGCGCGGCACCCUUCUCCCCCAGUAGACACUGCGCUUGGGGCUCCCCGCUCUGGGUCUCUCUCGAGCCUAAAGAACGACCGUCACAUGCACGUGGAGUUGAAACGGGAUUUUAAAAAUUCGAUUAAUAAAAGAAACUUCAGAAAAAGAGAUGAAAAGGAGUUGGGGGUUGUUUUAACCACAGCCUCGUGUUUAAAAACAAACAAAAAAAGCCGUUGAUAGGUUCUUACCGGAUCAGUUGAGCCAAGAAACCGAGACGGGAUCGGGGAAGGGGGUGGCUUUUGCAGCCCCCAGUCCCUUAGUCAACUUUCCAUCAGAAGGUUAGCGUGUUUAGUGUUAACAGCCCCUUCCCGACAGUGCUCUGGGCUCUCCUUCCCUUCCCUUUGAGCGCGUUGUGCAUUAAAGUCUGUACUGAAAAGAACGGAGCAGAGGUAUGUUGUAUUGAUUUGGGUGUC